CUCAGAGUUUGCUCACCUAAUUAACUUACAAAACAUUUCAAUAGUUGAAGAUACAAUGAGGAUGGCAGCAAUAGCCAAAAUGUUGUUCAUUUCGUUUCUUUUCCUUUCAAGUGUAUUUCUUGCAAGAUCUGGAGAAGUUGAUGAUGAGAGGGAAUUUAGUUACGAUGAAAAAAGGGAGAAUGGACCAGCUAAUUGGAGCAAUAUUCGUCCAGAUUGGAAAGACUGUAGUGGCAAAUUGCAGUCUCCUAUUGAUCUUUUGGACUUAAGGGCUGAAGUAGUUUCAAACUUGGGAAUACUUCAAAAGGACUACAAACCAUCGAAUGCCACCCUCUUGAACAGAGGCCAUGAUAUAAUGUUGAGAUUGGCUGAUGGAGGAUACUUGAAGAUAAAUGAAACUCAAUAUCAACUCAAACAAUUGCAUUGGCACACACCUUCUGAACACACUGUUAAUGGAGAAAGGUUUAAUUUGGAAGCUCAUUUGGUACAUGAAAGCAAUAAUGGACAGUUUGCUGUUAUUGGAAUCCUCUACGAGAUCGGAUUAUUGCCUGAUCCCUUCUUAUCUAUGAUAGAGAAUGAAUUGAAAGUUCCUGCUGAUAAAAAUGGUAAAGAGAGAGCCAUUGGAACUAUUGAUCCAAAUCAAAUAAAAUUGGAUGGCAAAAAUUAUUUCAGGUAUAUUGGCUCUCUUACAACACCUCCUUGCACCGAAGGUGUUGUCUGGACAAUUGAUAGAAAGGUAAAAACUGUAACCAGAAGACAAAUAAAUCUACUCCAUGAAGCUGUUCAAGACGGAUUUGAAACCAACGCUAGACCAACUCAACCAGAAAACAAACGUUCUAUCAACUCAACAUACCAUUCCUUUGGUAUUGAAAAGCAACAGUGAAAUGAUUCUCUAUAUCUAGUUGUUAUCGACGUUAUUGUCUAUUGUACUAGUACAACAUGAUAUACUUAAAAUUUCAUUUAGAAAAUAAGGAUAAAAUAAAUGUCGACGAAAUAGCUGGUUUAACAUGUAUUUCGUGCUCCUGCAGACGUUUCUUGUUUGUGGGCAUAUGAUAAAUAAAGAAGUGUAAAGUUUACCUAAAUCGGUCGUAUGUGUUUUUUA
Nicotiana attenuata is the source of this 1099-nucleotide messenger RNA. RefSeq names its product bifunctional monodehydroascorbate reductase and carbonic anhydrase nectarin-3. The record is from RefSeq and is a predicted model, not a curated record. Bases 56 to 880 code for a protein of 274 amino acids. Gene Ontology annotation, molecular function: zinc ion binding; carbonate dehydratase activity. Lineage: Eukaryota; Viridiplantae; Streptophyta; Magnoliopsida; Solanales; Solanaceae. The transcript is spliced from 7 exons.